AUGCGACAGGCGUUCUGCCAGGAGCUGGAGUCGUGGAUUACAAGUGGUUGGCUUGUACCUCACGAUGAGCAGCAGCACGGGGCACCUCGGGGGCUUCUACCGCUCAUGGCAGUGCGGCAGAACAAUGGCGGUAAGGUGCGGCCCGUACUCGAUUACCGUGAGCUAAAUGACUGCGUGACUGCCUUCACUGCCGACAGCGACGUAUGCUCUGACCAACUAAGGAAGUGGCGCCGGCAUGGAGAGAACGUGUCCGUCCUCGACCUACGCAAGGCGUAUCUACAGGUGCGUGUAGAUCAGCAGUUGUGGCCUUUCCAGACCGUGAUGGUGAGAGGUCGGCGGUACUGCUUAACGCGCCUUGGAUUUGGCCUCAACAUCGCUCCACAAGUUAUGAAAGCAGUUGUCAAGACCAUCCUGGCUCAAGACUCUAAGAUCGAACAAGCAGUUUUGCCGUACGUAGACGACCUGCUCGUGAAUGAAGACCUGGUCAGUGCAGAGCAGGUUGCUGCACACUUCGCGAGUUACGGGCUGGAGUGUAAACAGCCAGUCCGUGUGGCGGACGGGGCACGCUUGCUGGGUCUACGCGUACGUCCGGUGAACGGGGAACUGCAAUGGACGCGAGACAACGCAGUUGCCGCGCCACCGAAACAAGUGACCCGCCGUGCAGUGUUUGCGUGGUGCGGGCGACUGAUCGCUCAUUUGCCGGUGGGCGGCUGGCUGCGACCGGCAGUGGCAUGGAUAAAACGGCAGGUGAACGCUAGUACCCGGGGCUGGGACGACGUGACGGGGAUGACGCGCUGUGCGAGCAGAUGGAGUACGUGUCAAGCAGGCUGUCCAAAGAAGAUCCGUGCUGUGGGCAAUGGAGCUGCCAUCGAGGACGCAUGCUGGAUUAGAAGAGAUGAGAGCUCCCACAUUAACAUGGCUGAGCUGGACGCAGCAGUUCGUGGCGUCAAUCUGGCCAUCGCGUGGGGCAUGCGAACCAUCGAUCUGCGAACAGACUCUGCGACUGUCUACCGCUGGAUUGACGAUGCGCUGAGUGGCCGGGCACGUCUUCGCACCAAGGCUCAUGGGGAGAUGCUGAUUCGCCGUCGGGUAGAUGUCAUCCGGCAGCUGGUGACGGAACUUGAGCUGGUCAUGUCUGUGACGCUCGUACGCUCCUCAGAGAACCGCGCCGACGCCCUCACGCGAGUCCCAGGGAUGACGCGUGCUGAAGCACGUGCUACUGUGCGGCAGUGUGAGGUGUGCCGCAAGAUCGACCCAGCGCCGGCGAAGUGGCAGCACGGGUCAUUGAGUGUGACUGAGACGUGGUGGCGUCUGGCGACAGAUGUUACCCACUACCUCGGUAGCGCCUACCUGUCCCUUGUCGACUGCGGGCCGUCUCGCUUUCGCGGCGCGCUGGGGCGUGUCGCUGCGCUUCAGAGGGCAUACGCACCGUCUGGUAACGGCAUCGUGGAAAGGAACCAUCGCACGGUGAAGGUGAUAGCAGCGAGGAAGGGCUGCUCCGUUGCUGAGGCAGUCCACCUGUACAACGUGACGCCCCGGGACGGGGAAACUGUGGCAUCAGCUCCCGUGAGUGGUAUUUACCGGUACCGAGUACGAGACUGCGUGCGGCACGAUCAGGUACAGCGUGCCGUUCACACCUCCCCUGAUGUUGCAAGGAAGAACUACACGGUUGACGAUGCAGUGUGGGUUCGGAGGCGGGGCGAGCGCUGCACCUCAGCAUCGCAGCCCGGCGUCGUCACCAGGGUGAACUCGCCGCAGGUGGUAGAGGUUGAUGGAGUCCCACGACACGUCAGGGACUUGAGACACCGCAGCAGCCUCUCAGUGAACGAAGCUGGCACUCCAGAUGAACCGGGAGUAGAAGAUGAACCCCCGCUUCAUGUUGACGCGCAAAGCCAGCUGCUGCAGCCGCAGGUGGCUGAACCCCCACCUGAGGCACCACGAGAAGCCGUGCUUCGAAGGAGUACCCGGGGAGGGGGGGAGGCCAACAGGCUGGCCGUGGCUGCCCGAGAGCGCACAAGGUCACACGUCCGACCCGACAAUGGAUGGGACCCGCAGAUGGCAGCAGUGUUGCCCCACACCACUACAAGACUGAUCUCCCGAGGCUUCCCACAGCACUGA
Molecule: messenger RNA, 2118 nt
Organism: Portunus trituberculatus (swimming crab)
Lineage: Eukaryota; Metazoa; Arthropoda; Malacostraca; Decapoda; Portunidae
Exons: 6
Coding region: 1-2118 (705 amino acids)
Molecular function (GO): RNA-DNA hybrid ribonuclease activity; nucleic acid binding
Source: RefSeq, a predicted model, not a curated record